ACUCGUGCCGGCUUUGAAAGCGGGAAGGAGAACAUAAUCAAUCAUUAUUACCCGGAUUCGGAUACGUAUCUACUAGUGGACAGCGUUGCAAUCCUCACAAAAAUGUCACGAGAGCAAGUUUGGGAGCUGUACGGGUCGUUCCUCAUCGAAUACACGAUGGAAAUCGGGUGGGAUGAACUCAUCAGAAACAUGAGUCCUAAUUUGAAGGGUUUUCUCGACAAUCUUGACGCUUUACACUACUUCAUUGAUCAUGUUGUCUACAAAGCAAAUCUCCGUGGACCAUCAUUCCGUUGUGAGGAGAACGCUGAUGGCACCAUGACACUGCAUUAUUUCACCGGUCGCCCCGGAUUAUACCCUAUAGUCAGGGGCGUCCUCUACGAAAUGGCUCGUCGCAUAUUCAACAUUGACAUUACUGUGAACGUAACAGGACGCACUCAACGCACCGUACAAAUGAUGUCUGGAGAACGAACCGAAGAGCAUGUGAUAUUCCAUAUUAAGGGUACGGACCAAAGAAAUGGCAUUAUAAGCGAUCCUUUACAAGUCCACAUUCCUUCGUUAGAUCUUUCCGACCAGACGCUACAUAUGAAUGCUCUCGAAUUUGGCACAGCGCUACCAUACCAUGUGGUAUUUGAUGAACACUGCCGACUGGUUCAGCAUGGGAAAGAGCUGGUUAACCACGUUCCAAAGGAGCUUCUUGCCAAAGGAACACCAAUAAUGCGUAUUUUCGAAGUAAACAGGCCACAAAUUCCUUUCGAUUUCGACAACAUUUGCAAUUUCAUCAAUGCCGUUUUCGUACUACAAGUGAAGAGUUCACCUGCAGACGUCAGACGUCAACAACAACAGCCACAGGAAAAGUUAAGCGGCGACGCGGCAAGCACAAACACAUUUCACCAUGGUCAUCAUCUGAAACUCAAAGGGCAAAUGAUGCUCCUAUCAGAUCGUAAGAGCUUGAUUUACAUCUGCUCACCGUACGUCACCUCAAUCCAAGAGCUCAUGCAAUUCGGUAUGCGUCUGACGGCAAUGCCUCUUCAUGACGCCACCCGUGAUCUAAUCCUGCUGAAUCAGCAACGCCUCACUGAUGUCGAAGUCAGUUUACAACUCGAAGCGAACAAUGAGCAGCUAAAAACUAUGGCAAAAGACCUCGAGUCAGAGAAAGACAAAACCGGCACAGAUAUGUUGCCAGAGUCGAUUGUCAAUCAGCUGAUGAACGAUGAACCUAUUGAAGCUCGCGAAUACGAUCAAGCUACGGUUAUGUUCGCUGAUGUGCCAAACUUCCAAGCAAUUUUACCACAUAGCCAACCGAAGGAAAUUGUUCAAAUGCUCAACAAUCUCUUCCAUCGUUUCGAUCGUUUAGUGGCUAUGCAUCAGGUUUACAAAGUGGAAACCGUCGGUGACAGCUACAUGACCGUCGGUGGUAUUCCGGAUCAGAUUGCUGAACACGCUGAAAUGAUAUGUCAUGUAGCAAUAGGAAUGCUUUGGGAAGCCCGAUCAGUGCCGGAACCGGUUAGCAAAAAGCCAUUGCAAGUUCGAAUCGGUAUCCAUUCGGGACCUCUCAUAGCCGGUGUUGUCGCUGUACGAAUGCCAAGGUAUUGUCUCUUUGGUGAUACCGUUAGUAUGGCAUCGUUGAUGACGUUGAAUGGGCUACCUGGAAAGAUUCAUUGUAGUGAACAGACUCAUAAGACGGCAACUUCUACAGGACGGUUUGAGUUUACCAGUCGUGGAAGCAUGUUCAUCAGGGGAAAGGGAGAGAUAGAAACUUUCUUUCUACUCCAAAGUUCAAAGAAGAGUGUGUGGGAAAUCAUCGACAGAGAACGAGAUGUUAACAGGAACUCUAUCGAUGGCUAUGAGGAACUGGAAACGGGCAUGGCUUACGCCGAAGCACGGCAAACUAUUAUACAACCACCGGAUAUUGUAACAUCAAAAACUUGUAUAAUUGCAUAA
Haemonchus placei is the source of this 1941-nucleotide messenger RNA. The record is from the annotation of a GenBank genome assembly. NCBI's taxonomy places the organism in Eukaryota, Metazoa, Nematoda, Chromadorea, Rhabditida, Trichostrongylidae.